AUGACUGUUGACUGGUCCAAGUAUCUCAGCCAUGAAGCAACCCUUCGUGAGCCAUCUGUGAUGAAAAUGAUGGGUAGAUUUGGAAAGAUUAUUUCAUUGGGAGCCGGACUGCCUCACCCUGACUGUUUCCCCCUGAAGUCGGUUAGUUUUGAUUUCCUCUCGCCAAAGACCGGAUUUUCGUCAACAGAAAAAGUUGACGUCCCAGACAACGAGUUGUUAUAUGAGGCCCUGCAGUAUACUUCAGGUAGAGGAACCUCGUAUUUUGACGAGUUUAGCAAGAAACAUAUCGAAACAUAUCACAAACCACUUUACAAUGAUUGGGACAUUGUUGUCACUGCCGGAGCUACACAGUCUCUGGAUGCCGUGUUGCGACUACUUUGUGACCCGAACGAAGACACCAUCCUCUCUGAAGAGUUUACCUAUCCUGCUUUUUUGGAGACCUGCAGUCCAAUGAGGUUGAAAGUGUUCCCUGUUAAAGUAGACGAGCACGGUGUUUGCCCAAAAGAUUUGGACAAAUUGUUGGUUGAUUGGAGUGGACCUCACAAGAAACCCAAGCUCAUUUACACCAUGCCCGUGGGGCAGAAUCCACUUGGAAUCACUAUGUCGCUUGAAAGAAGGGGUGAGUUCUAUGAGGUUUGCAGGAAGCACGAUUUGAUCAUCGUGGAGGAUGAUCCAUAUUACCAUUUGCAACUUGACUACGAGGAGAAGCUUCCAAGUCUGUUGAAAUUUGAUACUGAUGGAAGAGUCAUCAGAUUCGACUCGUUUUCCAAGAUCAUGACGCCGGGUGCCAGAUGCUCAAUUGUGACUGCAAACAAGGUAUUUGUUGAUAAAUUAGUGGUGCACAACGAAGUUAGUAUUCAUUCCUCGGCCGCUCCAUCUCAACUGAUAUUGCACGAACUUUUGAAAACGUGGGAGGCCCAGGGAUUUGAGAAAUGGGUGGAGCAUUUGGGUAACCACUACAGAAAGAGAAGAGCCCUGCUCAAUAGCGCAUUCGAAAGGUUCCUGCCAAAAGAUCUCUGCUCAUGGAACCUACCUGACUCCGGAAUGUUUCUGUGGGUUGAGAUCAAACAGGAAGCUUUUGCAAAGCCUGAAAACAUACCAGCAAGUCAAUGGGCUACAGAACUGGAAAACAUGAUUUUUGAUGCCAACAUUGAUAAGGGUGUGCUUCUGGCCAAGGGCCACUGGUUCAUGGUCGACCAAACCCUCCAAAAAGUUGGUUUUAGAGCAACUUACGCCUUUGCCGAGGAAGAGGAGCUUGUGGAAGCCAGCCAGCGCUUUGGUGAAGCUCUAAGAUCUAUAAAUGCAAAACUAGCUACAUAA
Messenger RNA from Ogataea parapolymorpha DL-1, 1320 nucleotides. RefSeq names its product aminoadipate aminotransferase. Gene Ontology annotation, molecular function: L-2-aminoadipate:2-oxoglutarate transaminase activity; pyridoxal phosphate binding; aromatic-amino-acid:2-oxoglutarate transaminase activity. Lineage: Eukaryota; Fungi; Ascomycota; Pichiomycetes; Pichiales; Pichiaceae. The record is from RefSeq and is a predicted model, not a curated record. Gene Ontology annotation, biological process: aromatic amino acid catabolic process; L-tyrosine biosynthetic process. The transcript has a single exon. The coding region runs from base 1 to 1320 and encodes 439 amino acids.